Akanthomyces muscarius is the source of this 2016-nucleotide messenger RNA. RefSeq lists its product as uncharacterized. The coding region runs from base 1 to 2016 and encodes 671 amino acids. Lineage: Eukaryota; Fungi; Ascomycota; Sordariomycetes; Hypocreales; Cordycipitaceae. Gene Ontology annotation, cellular component: mitochondrion. The transcript has a single exon. Gene Ontology annotation, molecular function: GTP binding; GTPase activity. The record is from RefSeq and is a predicted model, not a curated record.
AUGGCUGCUGUUGGUGCUGGUCGUCGUCGCGGGCCUGCCACGACGGUCCUCGUGACGGCGACUCUCGCGCCUUUCCUGUAUCCCUCUCUAGCUCUGCACACGCCUAGCCGUGCCGCAGGCUUGUUGAACCCGACACAGGCAGUAUCACUGUUGUCAUGUCGCGCCACAGCUGUCAAUGGCUGCCAUUCACGCCGUCGUUGGGCAAGCAGCAGCAGCACAACCACCACCACCGACGACACCGCAGGUGGCACAGCGCCAACCGUCAACGACCUCCCUGAAUCACGGCUCAAUCCCGCCCCGGACGACUACACAGCGCCGAGCUUCGCUGACAGCGCCGAGCUCACGCUCUAUGCCGGUCGUGGAGGCAGUGGCUGCGUGUCAUUUUCCCGCGAGGCCUAUCUGCCUGACGGGCCCCCCAAUGGCGGUGAUGGCGGUGCCGGUGGCAACAUUUACAUCCAGGCUGCCCAUGGCGAAACAUCGUUGCACAAGAUUGCCAGACGACGCUUUAUCCGCGCCGGUCGCGGUAAGCACGGCCAGGGCAGCGCGAAGAGCGGCACCAGGGGUGACGAUGUCAUCAUUACGGUGCCCGUUGGCACGAUUGUCCGAGAGCUGGAGCGCCAGGAUCCCACCACCGAAGAGGCCUUGAGUAUCAAGAUGUACCGCGCCGAGAUGAAGGCGAGACGGCGUCGGGAGCUCGAGAUUGAAGACGAGGAACGCCGCCAAAGGAAACUUGAGAGGCUACGACAGGAACAGCUUGAGCAGGAGGGUAUCAUAGAGGAGACUGAGGAUGAUCCGCUUGCAGAGACCGACGAGUGGGAGGAAGACAUGAGCCGCCGUUCGCAUGCCCGGUUGGCAAAGCAUGAUCAGCUCAUGCAGGCCGAGGAGGAGGAAGCGGAUGAGAUUGAAGAUCCGCAGCGACACAAGUGGCUUCUCUACCCCGGCAUGACCAAAAACGAUAUGCGGUCGACCGAGUUCCCCAGCCUGCCGCGCCGCACCCGUCUCCUCCAGCAGCCCCCGGCGCCCAUCUACCUCGACCUGUCGCGGCCCACGCCCCAGCCCAUCCUGCUCGCGACCGGCGGCAUCGGCGGCCUCGGCAACACGCACUUUAGCUCGCGCGAGCAUCCCCGCCCCGUCUUCGCCACCAAGGGCGACGACGCCGUCACCAUGCGCAUCACGCUCGAACUCAAGCUCCUCGCCGACGUCGGCCUCGUCGGCCUCCCCAACGCCGGCAAGAGCACGCUGCUCCGCGCCAUCACCAACAGCCGCACCCGCGUCGGCAACUGGGCCUUUACCACGCUCCAGCCCAACAUCGGCACCGUCGUCCUCGACAAGUACUCGGGGCGCCCCGUCGUGCCCACCGCCGCGCGCCCGCUGCCCGCCGUCACCCCCGGCAGCGCGCCCGACCCAGAGGACGGCCCCGCCGACCCGCGCACGCGCUUCACGGUCGCCGACAUCCCCGGCCUCAUCGAGGGUGCCCAUCUCGACCGCGGCCUGGGCAUUGCUUUUUUGCGCCACGUCGAGCGCGCCGGCGUCCUGGCUUUCGUUGUCGAUCUCUCCGCGGGCAACGCCGUCGCCGCCCUCAGGGCCCUCUGGCGCGAGGUCGCCCUCUACGCCGCCAUGCGCGACGAGGAGGAGCGCGCCCGCGCCGCCAUUGACUGGGACGAGAGCAAUCUUGAUCCCUUUGCCGGUGGCACCGUCAACCUCAUGCAUCUCCCGCCCACGGCAGACGAUGCGGCGGCCGCAGUCGCCAAGGACAUGACGCCCACCAUGCACACUGCCGGCAAGCCGUGGUUUGUCGUCGCGACAAAGGCCGACAAGCCCGGCACGCGCGAAAACUUUGCGGAGCUCAAGGCGUACCUCGGCGCCAUCACGGCCGGCACAGAGGCGCACCCCAGCGGCGUCGAGGCGCAGGCCUGGACGAAGAAGUGCGCGGCGAUUCCCGUCAGCGCCAUCAACGGACAGGGCGUGGAUCGCAUUGUCCGCUGGACGGUUGGUCUGCUGGGGGGUGAGCAGUAA